Molecule: messenger RNA, 560 nt
Organism: Archocentrus centrarchus (flier cichlid)
Lineage: Eukaryota; Metazoa; Chordata; Actinopteri; Cichliformes; Cichlidae
Product: sialoadhesin-like
Exons: 4
Coding region: 18-560 (180 amino acids)
Source: RefSeq, a predicted model, not a curated record
GUGAUAUCAUUCAUAAGAUGUCUGGAUUUGGAGAAUUUUUCCUGCACUUCUAUAUUCUAGGGUGUAUUUUCUGCAGCUCCGGUGCUUGGCGUGUAACAAUGCCAAGAAAUAUCAAAGCAUUGAAGGGUUCCUGUCUUGUUAUCCCUUGCAGUUAUGAUUACUCUAAAUAUCCACCUAAAAGACCAGAUCGUAUAGUGUGGUACAAAUAUGAAAGCAGUGGAUAUCCUUUAGUUUAUGACAACUGGUAUCCGGGUAAUGUCUUGGACCAAUUUAAAGGAAGAACACAUGUAUCUAGCUCUUCAUACAAUCGGCAAUGCAGUCUGAUGAUCGAACCAGUGACCUGGUCUGAUCACAGUCAGACGCUUUAUCCCUGGGUGGAUCCUGAGAAUGUUGGAAAAGGAACCUAUCGCUUCUUUGACACAACUGUAACAAUUGAAGUUGUGGGCACAGCUGAUAAACCGGUUAUUGAUAUCUUUGGAAUCAAGAAGGUUGGAGAGCUCCAUUUCAGGGCUGACUAUCAGCUCUACUUCAGACGAAUUUCUGAAAGGACAUCCAAGUAA